Saccharomyces paradoxus is the source of this 1476-nucleotide messenger RNA. It is a transcript of the gene LDB17, whose product is annotated as Ldb17p. NCBI's taxonomy places the organism in Eukaryota, Fungi, Ascomycota, Saccharomycetes, Saccharomycetales, Saccharomycetaceae. Bases 1 to 1476 code for a protein of 491 amino acids. Gene Ontology annotation, cellular component: actin cortical patch. The record is from RefSeq and is a predicted model, not a curated record. Gene Ontology annotation, biological process: endocytosis; actin cortical patch assembly; actin cortical patch localization. The transcript has a single exon. Gene Ontology annotation, molecular function: Arp2/3 complex binding.
AUGAUAUUAGAUCCAUUAUCUCCAAACAUUGAAAACCAUACUCAGGAUGAAAUCAUUGAGUUUUGGGAAAAAACGGAGUCCAUUGCUAAUAUACCAAAGGAAAACCUGGAUGAACCCCAUGUUAACUCAAGUCUGGUUGCCUAUCUGAAGUUUGCUACUGAUUCCUAUAAGGUGUUUAUUAAUACUGAUCGUGACCUCUACCGGAUGUCCCUAAUACUGUUAGAAUCACCCUUAUUUGAAUUUAAAAAAGAGUUUUGCUUGAGUAAGUUGCAAUCAUUACUUAACAUAGACCUGCUGGAAAUGAAUAUGAAGUUUAUCAUUGUUUAUAUUCUUCUCUGUGAGGCCAAAAAAAAUGUAUAUUCUUUAGAAAUUAUGCUCAAAUUCCAAGGAUUUACUGUAUUCUAUAAUACUUUGUACACUCAAUUUGCCUAUUUGAGCAAAUACGGAAAAGAAAAGGCAAUUGUCUCUAAGCAACAAUAUAAUUCUGACAGUUCUAUCACAGAUACAUCCUUAGACAGUUUGAACCGAAGUUUAACUGAUAUUGACUUGGCUAUUAUAGAUGAAAUGAAGCAAAUUUCCACUGUUUUGAUGGAUUUAUUAUUUCAAAUUAUGAAAUACUGUAAAUGUGUUAUUGCUAAUCUUCAAAUUGUCGACGACUUCUUUGUUUACUAUUUGAUGGAAUCGAUGAGGUCGGACACUAUGGAUGACAUGUUCAAUAAUGCGGAGUUCAAACUAUUGUUAUCGUUGAAUGAGCAAUAUAUGAUGUUUUCCAAAGAGUACGACAUUGAAAAUAAGGUCUAUAAGUAUCUCAUCAUUGGAUCUGUCUCAAGAUGCUUCACUGAGUUGUUAUUAUUAAAAUUCAAUAGGGUAUCUGACCCUCCAUUACAAAUUAUGAUGUGCAAAAUCAUUUAUCUUAUCUUGACACCAAGAGGCGACUUCCUUCCGAUGAAUUUCUUUUAUACAAACGAUCUACAUGUCCUUAUCGAUGUAUUAAUCAGAGAACUACAGAAUAUUAGUGAGGAUGAAGAGGUAUUGAGAAACACCCUUCUAAGGGUUUUGAUUCCAUUAUUGAAGAAUACACAAUUGUCCAAAACACAUUAUAGAAAGGAUGAUUUGAAUAAACUAUUAAAUUACUUGUCGACUUUAGAUAAUAUAUGUGUUGACAGCCCAGUGUUGCACGAACAUCAAGUUACUGUAACCUUAUCACGGAAGUGUCUUCAACAAAUCCCUUGGUUAGAAACACCUUCGACGCCUCCAGGUGAAGAUUCUUCGGCCUCUAGUAAUACGACUAGUAGAAAUUCUAGUAUUGUUGCAUUGGGAGGGCCUGAUAAUCAAAAUGUCUUGGCUCGUAAAGGCCAUCUUUAUAGUAAUCGUGAAUUAGAUGUUUCUGCAGAAUCUUUGACUAAAAGAAAAGCUAGAGCUCCGCCUCCGCCUCCGCCUCCUCCUCCGUCAAGAAAAUGUGGGACUCCAAAAUAA